This is a messenger RNA of [Candida] anglica, 945 nucleotides long. The record is from the annotation of a GenBank genome assembly. NCBI's taxonomy places the organism in Eukaryota, Fungi, Ascomycota, Pichiomycetes, Serinales, Debaryomycetaceae.
AUGGGAGAACGUGGACCAGACCAGUGGCUUGAGCAAAUCAAGAAAUGCAUUGCCUUGUCAGAAUCAGACAUGAAGCAGCUCUGUGAGCUUGUUAAGGAGCUUUUAAUGGAGGAGUCUAAUAUUCAACCAGUUCAAUCACCAGUGUCUGUUUGUGGUGAUAUUCAUGGCCAAUUCCAUGAUUUGUUGGAAUUGUUCCGCAUUCUGGGGGGCUUACCGCUGGAUGAUAACUCUACCAAUUAUAUAUUUCUUGGAGAUUAUGUUGAUAGAGGAUAUUUUUCGUUAGAAACCUUCACUUUGUUGAUGGUAUUGAAAGUGAAAUACCCACAUAGAAUAACGUUGGUUCGUGGGAACCAUGAAUCUCGUCAAAUCACCCAAGUGUAUGGAUUUUAUGAGGAAUGUCUUACUAAAUAUGGAUCUACCACGGUAUGGAAAUAUUGUUGUCAAGUAUUUGAUUUCUUAACUUUGGCUGCCAUUAUAGACGGAAAGAUUUUAUGUGUACAUGGAGGAUUAUCUCCAGAAAUAAGGAUGUUGGAUCAAAUUAGAGUCUUGAGUAGAGCACAAGAAGUACCUCAUGAAGGAGGGUUCUGUGACUUGGUUUGGUCAGAUCCAGAUAAUGUAGACACAUGGGCAGUUUCACCAAGAGGUGCAGGAUGGCUUUUCGGAUCAAAGGUGAGUCGAGAGUUCAAUCAUAUCAAUAAUUUGGAAUUGAUUGCCCGUGCACAUCAAUUGGUUAUGGAAGGUUUUAAAUAUCAUUUUAAGGAUAAAGAUGUGGUCACAGUAUGGUCUGCACCAAACUACUGUUAUAGAUGUGGUAACGUUGCUAGUGUAAUGCAAGUUGGAGAGGAUUUGGAACCUAACUUUAAGAUUUUCCUGGCGGUACAAGAUGGAGAUAUCAGUGCAAAGAAUAAUGCCAGCAAACAACAAAGAAGUGAUUAUUUCUUGUAA